AUGGCCUCCCUCCGACCCCGUGCCCUCCCUCUCUCAGUCCGAGCCCUCCGCUCAACCCUCCGCUCAACACGGCCCUCACCAAACCACUUCCCCUCCGCACCCGCAUCCGCCCCAUCAACCCGCGCGCACUCAACAUCUUCCGUCUCCGCCGAUGAACUCUCUCACUUCUCCGGCCUCGCCAGCUCCUGGUGGGACCCAAUGGGCCCCUCCCGAAUCCUGCACCUAAUGAACCCCCUCCGCCACGAAUUCAUCGCCUCCUGCCUAGCAGAAGGAACCUCAUCACCAGACCCGACCUCCUCCACCGCAACCCUCAACUACCUCGACGUAGGCUGCGGCGGCGGCAUCUUCGCCGAGUCCCUGGCACGCACAAUCCCCCUGGACCCAACCGGCCCAGCACCCACCCCAACCCUCGCCGCCUCAAUGACCGCAAUCGACCCCUCAACGGACCUAAUCCAAAUGGCGCGCGAGCACGCGCGCAUGGAUCCAACCGUCGACACGCACCUGCGCACAGGUCGCUUCAAGUACCUCAACACGACGCUGGAGGAUGUACUUGCCGGCAACGCUGGCACUCCGACAAACCCAACACCAAACUCCAGCUCUCCCUCUACCGAACUCAAACUCACCCCCCAAUACGAUAUCGUAACCCUAUUCGAAGUGCUCGAACACAUCGACCCGAAAACCUCAACACCGCUAAGCUUCCUGACAAACUGCCUGCGCGCGCUCAAGCCCGGCGGGUGGCUAAUUGGGUCUACUAUUUCGCGGACGCUGCCGUCGUUCAUCCUGAACCAGGUUAUUGCUGAAGCGCCGUGGCCGAUUGGUGUUGUGCCGCGCGGGACGCAUGAGUGGAGCAAGUUUGUCAACCCGGAUGAGGUUAAGGGGUGGUUGCAGGAGGGGUUGAUGAGGGCUGCUGAUACGGGUGUUUCGAGAGGUGGGAGUGCGGUUGCGGAGGGGAUGAGGUGGAAGUGUGUUGGUGCUAUUUAUGUUCCUGGGAUUGGGUGGAAGAUGGUGCCUGGGAGUGAGGAUUGGGGGAAUUAUUUCUGGGCAGUUAGGAAGGAGAUUUAG
Molecule: messenger RNA, 1062 nt
Organism: Penicillium samsonianum
Lineage: Eukaryota; Fungi; Ascomycota; Eurotiomycetes; Eurotiales; Aspergillaceae
Product: 3-demethylubiquinone-9 3-methyltransferase
Exons: 1
Coding region: 1-1062 (353 amino acids)
Biological process (GO): ubiquinone biosynthetic process
Molecular function (GO): 2-methoxy-6-polyprenyl-1,4-benzoquinol methyltransferase activity
Source: RefSeq, a predicted model, not a curated record